GACAAACAACCCCCCUCCCACCCUCUCUCUCUCCCUCAAUCAAAAACUCACAACCGCAAACCAAAACGCACCGUACCAUGCUCUCUGCUUCGACCUCGACAUUCUUCGCCGCUCCAAUUCUCUCCGCCACCCCUCCCCCUCCCAAAACAUCGACACGCGUACAUUUCAGGCCAAUAAGCGCCUUCGCCGCCGGUUCCACCUGCACCUCGGACGAGACAGCUACGGCGUCGUACCUCGGCCCUCAGAAGAUGACCUCGCUGUACGAGAUCCUCGGCAUCCCGGCGGUCGCCACGUGUCAGGAGAUCAAAUCGGCGUACCGGCGAUUGGCUAGGGUUUGCCACCCCGACGUGGCGGCGAUCGAGCGCAAGGACACGUCGGCUGACGAGUUCAUGAAGAUUCAUGCUGCCUACUCCACGCUAUCGGACCCCGAAAAGCGCGCCGAUUACGACCGGAAGUUUAUGCGCCGGAGCCGACCGUUGUCAACGGCGUCGGGAUAUUCCGGGUACUACACUCGCCGGAACUGGGAGACCGACCAGUGCUGGUAGCGAGUUGACUCACCGAUUCCGAAAUUGAAGGACUUCAAUCCGCGAGAUUAUUGGUAAUUUUGUAAAUAUACGAUGAAGCAUAGCAUAGAGUUCAAUCGGAGCCGUUGAAUAUUUUGAUCAUGAUGGUCUCGCUGUGGCUGGAGAUGUUUGCGAUGAUCCCUCUGUCUGUCUGUCUGUCUGUCGGACACUACAACAAGAAGUAGCGCCAAAGUUCCAAACCUCCAAAGUCGAAGCGUUGAAAAUCUCAUUUUAUGAUAGUAUUUACUAUAAUUACUUGGGGCAACAUUUUAAUUUUAAAUUUUGUAAAGUCCUGUUUUCUUUUUUGGGAUUAUUAGGACAUAAGUACAGUACAUACAGUGAUUUACACAUAGAGAUUGGAGCUCAGUAUUUUUAUGGGUAUCAAUUUGAAUGAAUAUUAUUAUUCUCGUCAGAAAUUUGGACAA
Molecule: messenger RNA, 988 nt
Organism: Prunus mume (Japanese apricot)
Lineage: Eukaryota; Viridiplantae; Streptophyta; Magnoliopsida; Rosales; Rosaceae
Source: RefSeq, a predicted model, not a curated record